Aegilops tauschii subsp. strangulata is the source of this 2241-nucleotide messenger RNA. RefSeq lists its product as uncharacterized. The record is from RefSeq and is a predicted model, not a curated record. Lineage: Eukaryota; Viridiplantae; Streptophyta; Magnoliopsida; Poales; Poaceae.
GGCGGGGAUGCUGGAGCGGCAGGCGGCGCAGCUCGCGCGGCUGGAGGCGGUCGCGGAGUCGCUCGCCAGGUCCGUGCGCGCGCUGGAGGCCGCGCUCGCCAGAUCCGCCGGGCCGGGGCCGCCCCCGCCGGCGCGGCUGCAUCAGCAGCCGGAGGAGGAGGAGGUGGCGGUCUCCGACGCCGUGGCGGAGGAGGCGCCGGGCGGGGGCGGGGGGCGGCGGGCCCCGCAGGGCGUGGCGGUGACCAAGCGCCGGCCUUUGUGGUCCGAGCGGUUCCUCUUCGCCGCGGCGGUGCGGCUCGGGGACGGCGCCCACGCGGCCGCCCAGGCCGCGCUGCCCUACGAGGACGCCGACGGGCUCACCAAGUACUUCGCCGUGGGCGACUCCCUCGGCCGCGUCUUCGUCUUCUCCGCCGCCGGCGACGCGCUGCUCGAGCUCGGCCUGCCCCCCGGCGAGUCCUCCUCGAACCCCUCCUCCCCGGUGACCGCCCUGCUCGCGUACCUCUCCCCGCGCCGCGCCGACUGCCUGCUCUUCGCGGGCCACGCGGACGGCUCCAUCGCGGCGCACCGGCUCACCGAGUCCUCCCCGCACGGCGACGACUGGCUCACCCUCGCCGCGGCCUCCUCCCGGCUCCUCGUGCGCGGCCUCGACGGCGCCCCGGUGCUCCACCUCGAGGCGCACCACGCCGGGCGGUCCCGCUACGUGCUCUCCUGCGACGCCGGCCGCCGCAUCCGCGUCUUCACCGAGAACGGCACGCUCUACGGCACUGCCAUCGCCUCCUCCACGCCGCUCGCCUUCGUCAAGCAGCGCCUCCUCUUCCUCACCGAGGCCGGCGCCGCCUCGCUCGACCUCCGCUCCAUGACCGUCCGGGAGACGCCCUGCGAGGACCUCGCCGAGGCGCUCAACGGCUCCCGCCCCAGGUCCUACUCCUUCGACCCGUCCGAGCGCUUCAAGGCCUACGGCUUCACCGACGCCGGCGACCUCGUGCACGUCCUGCUGAUGGGCGACGUCGCCAACCUCAAGUGCCGGGUCCGGGCCGUCAAGAAGGCCGAGGUCGACAGCCCUGUCGCGAUACAGACCAUCAAAGGUUACCUCUUGGUGGCCAGCCAGGACAAGAUCAUGGUGUACAACACCUCGUCUCAGUACUAUGGGAGGGUCGGCGCGCCCCGGCCGCUGUUCACCACAGCCAUUAGGGACAUCAAGGCUGUGUUUGCGGGUUCUAGCGCCGUCAUGUCUGCCGCACCAGCUGGGAAGCCUCUUAUUGCCGCGGACCGUGAGAAGCUCGUCAUCUUGGGGCUCGGGGACGGUUACGUCGCCAUCUAUCGGUCCAACUUCCCGGUGUACAAGCCGGAGAGCAAUGCUGUUGUGUGGAGUGGCCCGGCGCUGCUCUUCCUCCUGUUCUUGAUUGGCAUCUGGCAAGUCUAUGUGAAGAAGAAGGAUUCGUUGGGAUGGACACCGGAGGAGACGUUUAACACCUCGGUCACAGCUCCUACAGGGAGCAUCUUGAAUCAUCCAGCCAGUGAGCGAGCAUUCGCAGAUAGCACGACAAGAGCUGCUGAUCGAAGCUAUGUGGAUGGCACGACCAGAGCCAGCGACAGAAGCUAUGUGGACGCCACUGCGAGAUCUACUGACCGAGGCUAUGCUGAGACUACCAGGGCGGUGGACCUACGCGGCGGGGCGUUGAGAAGUGCUCCGAGAAGGUAUGUCUCCCCUACUAGGUAUGCAGGGGCAGCCGGUAUUCCGUAUCGACCUGUUUCGGCCGAGCCUGGGCUUAGAGGAGCCACUCCAGAGCUGAAGUACCGAGGCCCAGGUAUGGAGCCCCCUGGUUUCCCCAAGAAAAGGGAGCCAUUGUUCUCGAACAACCAAGCCGUAGUAGAUGAUCACGUCGAAUGAGGCCGCUGGACUGUCGGUGCAGACUGCCGCCCCUAAAUUUUGGUCUGGCUUGAAGUUCCCGCGCCUAAGAGGGAUACAUGCCACUGAUCCACCCCCCUGUUGUUGUAAGUUGUAAAACUUGGGAAAUGUUUGUAUGGUACGAGUACAUUAUGGCCAUUAGGAUACGCGGCUGCAAAUGGUGGAAUAACGCGAAGACUAUGGGUUGCAUCUGUGCAUUUUACAACUAUCUAUGGGUAUAACCGUCGAAGCAUGUUUACUUUGCUUUUCACCUUUAGCAAUGUAAGGCAAGCACUCUAGUCUCAAGUUUUACAAUGAUCUCCAGCUGUGCUGAGAUGCUUGGAGUUCCUCUA